This is a messenger RNA of Hemibagrus wyckioides, 4837 nucleotides long. RefSeq names its product anoctamin 5a (gene ano5a). Gene Ontology annotation, cellular component: plasma membrane. The record is from RefSeq and is a predicted model, not a curated record. Gene Ontology annotation, molecular function: chloride channel activity; protein dimerization activity. The transcript has 20 exons. NCBI's taxonomy places the organism in Eukaryota, Metazoa, Chordata, Actinopteri, Siluriformes, Bagridae. Bases 191 to 2941 code for a protein of 916 amino acids. Gene Ontology annotation, biological process: chloride transmembrane transport.
UUGUGGGCUGAGUUCUAGCUGAAAUGCCCGUGUAAGAUGACUCUCGCGCUCUAUGAGGCUCUGAGCCGUUAGCAAGCAGGCCGCUGCUCUACAGAGCGGACGUCUGGGGCGUAGGCUACAGGAAAGAGCCCCGGUGUAGUGAACGAGUAUUUUCUUUAUUUUUUAUAAACUUCUGAAACAUUUUGAAACAAUGAGUCGAGGAGCGGGGAAGUCCACCCAGGACACGCUGAUUGAGAUGAGCGAGACCGCGUCACAGGCUGGUGAAGAUAACAACGGAUUCUUUCCCAAUUCAGAGAGGGUGUCACUUAAGCCUGCUGAUGCUAAGGUGGAUAAACAACAUCAGAGUAAAGACUCGGUGUACUUCCGAGAUGGGGUCCGGAGGAUAGAUUUUGUUCUCUCUUAUGUCGAUGAGAAAGAUGGAGAAAGAAAACAGGAAAGAAGGAAACAGUAUGAAGCUAACCUGCAGAAGGCGGGGCUAGAGCUGGAGCUUGAGGAUAAAACGGAAUCUGAAGAUGGGAAGACUUAUUUCCUAAAGAUCCAUGUCCCAUGGGAGGUGUUGGCCACCUACGCUGAUGUUCUAAAAAUAAAAGUGCCUUUCAAAGUCAAUGACAUCCCUGAUAACCGUGAGAUUCCUGCCUCCUGGCUCUUCACACCCUUCCGCCUGCCUGGUUCAGUCAUGCACCCCGAGCCAGACUACUUCACCGCCCCCUUCGACAAGAGCAAGAUUGAUUUCUUCCUCAUUGAAAAUAAAGAAACCUUCUUCCCAACCUCCACACGCAACAGGAUAGUGUAUUACAUCCUCUCCCGUUGCCCUUACAAUAAAGAAGACAAACUCAACAAGGACAAGAGAGGCAUCAAGCGGCUGCUUAACAACGGAACCUACACGUCAGCCUUCCCUGUGCAUGAUUGCAGAUACUGGACAAGGUCUCGAGACCCUAACUGUGAGAAUGAGAGGUAUAGCCUCUACCAAUACUGGGCUCGGUUCCCCCGCUUCUACAAGGAGCAACCACUCAAUCUUAUCCGGAGAUACUAUGGGGAGAAGAUUGGGAUCUAUUUUGCUUGGUUGGGCUUCUACACUGAAAUGCUGUUCUAUGCUGCUCUGGUUGGACUUAUCUGCUUCAUCUAUGGACUGGCUACCUAUGAUGAAGUUGUCUGGACUAGAGAAAUCUGCGAUGACCAAAUUGGUGGACAGAUAAUCAUGUGCCCUCUCUGUGAUAAGAAAUGUGGCUAUUGGAAACUUAACAGUACCUGCAACUCCACCUGGCAAUCACAUCUCUUUGACAAUACAGCAACGGUGUUCUUCGCUAUAUUUAUGGGUAUCUGGGUGACUCUGUUCCUGGAGUUUUGGAAGCGGAGACAAGCCAGGCUGGAGUAUGAGUGGGACCUGGUGGACUUUGAGGAGGAACAGCAGCGGCUCCAGCUUAGGCCUGAGUAUGAGACCAAAUGCACCAGUCGGCGUCUUAACCGUGUCACACAGGAGUUGGAGUGGGUUCUAGAUCAAACAGUUGGUGAUUUUUUAGGCAAGAUCGUCCUGUGCUGGGCCACUGUAGUCCUGUGGAUCUCUCUAAUCAUAGCGAGUAUAAUCGGGGUGAUAGCGUAUCGGCUGGCUGUGUUCGCUGCUCUGGCUAGCGUAAUGAAAGACAGCCCUACCAAUAAACUGGAAGUGGUGGGCUCACUUAUCACCCCACAGCUGGCCACAUCUGUCACAGCCUCUUGCAUCAACUUCAUAAUUAUCAUGAUACUGAACUUCCUGUAUGAGCGCGUGGCCAUAUGGAUUACAGACAUGGAAGUCCCUAAAACACAUCUUGAAUAUGAAAACAAACUGACCGUCAAGAUGUUCCUCUUCCAGUUUGUGAACUACUAUUCCUCCUGCUUCUACGUGGCCUUCUUUAAAGGAAAGUUUGUGGGAUACCCUGGAAAUUAUGCAUAUAUGUUCAAUAGGUUGAGCGGGCUGAGGAAUGAAGAGUGUGACCCUGGUGGUUGUUUGAUUGAGCUGACGACUCAGCUUGUGAUUGUGAUGGCUGGUAAACAAGUGUGGGGAAACAUCCAGGAGGCUUUAGUUCCCUGGCUGCAGAACUGGUGGAGCAGCAGGAGUGCUCGCAGUCACCCGGAGAGUCUGUACAGCCGCUGGGAGCAGGAUUAUGAUCUGCAGAACUUUAGUCAAUUUGGUCUUUUCUAUGAGUACCUGGAAAUGGUGAUCCAGUUUGGUUUUAUCACAUUGUUUGUGGCCUCCUUUCCAUUGGCUCCUCUCUUGGCUCUGAUAAAUAAUAUUCUCGAGGUGCGAGUGGACGCAUGGAAGUUAACCACUCAGUUCCGCAGACCUGUAGCAUCUAAAGCCCACAGCAUCGGUGCCUGGGAAGAGAUCCUGAACCUGAUCGCUGUCUUCUCUGUAGUAACCAAUGCAUUCAUUGUGGCAUUUACCUCUGAUAUGAUUCCUCGGCUGGUGUAUCUGUACACGCAUCACUCAGGCACUGAACUGACUAUGCAGGGCUACAUCAACAAUAGCCUGUCCAUCUUCAACAUCUCGCAGAUCCCACCUCAUAACAGACCUGAUGAUGGUGAGAAUCCUGCCUGGUUCAACAGCUCUCUGAUCACCACCUGCAGGUACCGAGAUUACCGCCACCCCCCGGGCCAUGAGUACGAGUACUCCCACACCAUGCAGUUCUGGCAUAUCCUGGCAGCCAAAAUGGCUUUUAUUAUAAUUAUGGAGCAUGUUGUGUUUGUGGUGAAGUUCUUUGUGGCAUGGCUGAUUCCCGAUGUGCCGUCUGACGUGAAGGCUCGUAUAAAGAGGGAACGCUACCUGGUGCAGGAGUACCUGCACAACUACGAGGUGGAAAAGCUCAAAGUGCAGCUGGCUCAGAAUGGAAAUGGAGGACAGUGCAUCUGCCCUGAAAUAACGGCAUCUAUGAAACAUGAGGUGCUUUCUGAAUGCUUAACCUAGCCUGGGCCACAUCCCAUUUUCCCUCACAACAAAAAGUUAUUAGCCAUUUACCUCACCCUUAGCCACAAACUCUUCUAGCUGUGACAGCUCCAAAUUAGGAUCAGCUCCAUUCUACCCAUUUUCAUUUGGACAUCAGGAUCCUUUAUCAGGUUCUAAAUGAGCUCUUUUACUCUGUGAAGUUUGAGACUAGUUUUCAGAGCUGUCCAUGUUUAUCUUACAUUAUAUGAUGUCUCUUUCCUCACUCUGUCUAAAUUCAUUUUUAUUUCAUUAGGAAACAAAAAUCAAUGUCGUUAAAUUUUUUUGUUUUGCAACAAGAGAUUUGUUUCUGUUCAAAUUCAGAUACAGGACUGUAAAAUCUCUCAUGCAUCCAAAGACAAAAUGCCUUAUCAACACAUCUGUCUUAGUGUGUAUUGCUCUUCCUGUCAUGUUUCAGAGGAGAAUCCUCUAAAAUUCUGCCUUCUGAUAAGAUACAUCUAAAGAACUUGAUGGUCUAUGAAGAUAGAGAUUUGUAAAGAAAUUUUUGUUUUUAUUUAUUUCAAGUUUUAGCCUGUCUUACUCUCGCCGUCUAUAGAUUUUAGAUUUUGCUGUUUUACGUUUGAUAUCACAGAAAAACUCUUUGGUUUCAAAUAAGAUGUCAAAGCACUAAACAUCACCUGGUGUUUCCUCCAUUAAACCGUCAUGCUGUUAUCUCACCUCUAUGCAAAUCAAAUCAAACUUCUCAAGGCUGUCAGAAAAAUGUAAAGUGCUUAUAUACCAAAAUGAGCCAAUGCGCCAUAUGUGCUGUAAUGUUUGUGAAGUCACCCGAGUGGUGGAAGAGAGCUGAAGGCAAUCAGCCUGUCCUAUAAGCCAAAUCCUGAAUAAAUUCAAGCUGAAGCCUGCUGUUUAAAACUGAAGUGUUAAGAUAAUGAAGAGUAAGCAACUUUUAAUGCAUGACCGUAGGAGCAGACUGGCCAUGCGAAUGGCUUUUAAUGUGCCUUUAUUUAUCUAUAUGUUUAUUCCUGUGAAGAAAAGUCCAGCUGUAGCCAUGGGGACGCUGUAAUGGUCUUUGUUUUGUUCGAUUUGUUGUUCAGUUUCUGGGUGAGGAAAUGUUUUGCACAGAGCACUUACUGAAGAAGGAAUCUGUUCAUGUGUCAGUGUGAUGAUUGUAUUUACACUACAGUAUCAGUGUUGUUCUAAUUAACAUGGUGUCUGAUUAGAGAGUAGAUCAUGUGAAUCACUGUAAAUGCUUUGACGACUACACCUCGUCUUUGAUUUUCAGGUCUCUUUAAAGCAUUGUAGCACAAUAAAUACAAGUUGUGUUAAUAUUUCAGAUAUUUUGAUGAUGUUUGGAAAAACAGAGGCCUAGAUUUAAGUCAGAAGAUGGCGAUUGCCAGUACACUUCCUUUACAAAUAAAUCUAUGGAGACAAAUAAUCAAGUAUCCUGUUCUAGUUGUACUAUUUCCGAAUUCUUGACAUGAUUUCUGAAGAUGUAACUGUUUAUAAGGUGGUCUGCUUUUUCAUUUUAUUAUGACCUACUUUUCCUUUUCUUUUGAUUGUUACUGAAUUAUGACUGUUAAAUCCUUCUGUGCUGUAGAUCAGAUCCAUACAUCUAAAAACACAGAAUACAAGAAGCCUUAGGCACUAGUUUUUCUGUGCACCUAAACAUGAAGCUGUGCUUUUCUAUCACUUUAUCUUUAAGUCAUCUGUUUUAAAUGAAUACUCGGGAUCACAAAAAGAUAACAAAAGAAAAGGAUUAUUAUGUCUAUUUGAUCAUCUUUUUUUGACUGACAGCUUGUGAUUAUUUUAGGGCAUCACCUGUUGUAUCUGCGUGGAUUAUAUAAUGCUGGUUCUGAAAAUGUUAUUUUCUCUGCAUAUAUGAAUAAAUAUCGUUUUAAAUAAAACACACCUUUCAUUUUU